AACAAUAUCGUUUGACGAAUUUGUUAACAUGUCGAAGAUUUUUACACCGACGAACCAAAUUCGUCUGACGAAUGUGGCCAUAGUGAGGAUCAAAAAAGGUGGCAAGAGGUUCGAGAUCGCCUGUUACAGAAAUAAAGUUGUGUCAUGGAGAAAUCAGGUGGAGAAGGACAUAGACGAAGUAUUGCAAACACACACAGUAUUUACCAACGUUUCCAAAGGCCAGGUUGCUAAAAAGGAAGAUUUAAUCAAAGCAUUUGGAAAGGAUGACCAAACUGAAAUAUGCAAGGAUAUAUUGGCCAAAGGAGAGCUUCAAGUCAGUGACAAGGAACGACAGAGCCAGUUGGAUCAACUUUAUAAGGAUAUUGCCACAACAGUUGCAGAUAAAUGCUUAAAUCCUGAACUAAAACGACCUUAUCCAGUUACAAUAAUUGAAAAGGCAAUGAAAGAUGUUCAUUUCUCAGUUAAACCCAAUCAGUCAGCAAAGCAGCAGGCACUGCAUGUUAUUAAGUUGUUGAAGGAAUCAAUUCCUAUUGAAAGGGCAAAGAUGAGGUUAAAAGUUAAUUUUAAAGGCAAAGAGGCUAAAAAAAUAAAGGAAAAACUGAUUAAAAUGGAAAGUGUUGAGGUUGAAAGUGAGGACAGGAUGGAAGAUCAAAUUACAAUGGUUCUAUUAGUAGAUCCUGGGCUCUUUAAGGACAUUGAUCAGCUUUUAAAAACAGAAACUAAAGGCACAGCUUUUCUAGAAGUUAUGUCAUACAAGGAGAUGAUCCUUGGAGAAGAAUAUUUAUAAAUACUUUAUGAACUUAUUAAAUUUUUUAUAUUCGUUA
Molecule: messenger RNA, 824 nt
Organism: Aethina tumida (small hive beetle)
Lineage: Eukaryota; Metazoa; Arthropoda; Insecta; Coleoptera; Nitidulidae
Gene: Sbds
Product: ribosome maturation protein SBDS
Exons: 2
Coding region: 29-787 (252 amino acids)
Biological process (GO): cytosolic ribosome assembly; ribosome biogenesis
Source: RefSeq, a predicted model, not a curated record